This is a messenger RNA of Diabrotica balteata, 1732 nucleotides long. The record is from the annotation of a GenBank genome assembly. Lineage: Eukaryota; Metazoa; Arthropoda; Insecta; Coleoptera; Chrysomelidae.
AAUUUUUCAAAACUUCAAAACUAACAUGUGUUUAUUAAUGUUAUGGAUUUGUUAUAUGAAUACCGAAGUGUAAUACUAAAAUAAAUCUGUUUUACAAAAAUAAAUCAAUAUACAGAAUGUCGGCGUUAACUGAAGAGGAAUUGUUUUGUGACGCUGAAGAAGAGUGUCAAAUAAUUGAAAAGGUAAACAUAAAAUCUGAUGAAGAGUAUGCAGGAGAUGAUUACGAUGACGACUACGAAGAGGAUAUUGAUUAUAAUAGUGAAGAAGAGUAUUGGCAACAAAAUUCCAGCCAUUCUAAUCAACAGCAGUCAUCUGGCAAAGUCAGUAAUUACCAGCCAAGCGAAAAUUUAUUUAAAAAGUAUACCAAUAAAAUUAAUGUUGAUAAGUAUGAAGUGCAUGCUCUUCCUCAACACACUACAAACUUAUUAAUGGAAAAUCAAAAGCGUAUGGAGAAUGAAAGAAACCGUACAAAAGAUAAACAUGAUAGGGCAACAGCAGAACAAGUUAUGGAUCCCCGAACAAGAAUGAUCUUAUUUAAAUUAUUAAAUAGAAACCUAAUCUCAGAAAUAAAUGGAUGUAUAUCAACCGGUAAAGAAGCAAAUGUCUAUCAUGCAUCUUCUAAAACUGACCAAGACUUUGCAAUAAAAAUCUACAAAACUUCUAUCCUAGUGUUCAAGGAUAGAGAUAAAUAUGUUACAGGAGAGUUUAGGUUUCGUCAUGGUUAUUGCAAACAUAAUCCAAGAAAAAUGGUUAGGACUUGGGCUGAAAAAGAAAUGAGAAAUUUGGUUCGAAUGCAUUCCAAUGGUUUAAAUGUUCCAGAACCAAUUUUAUUAAGGUCACAUGUGCUGGUGAUGACUUUUAUUGGCAAAGAAGGUUGGCCAGCUCCAAAACUUAAAGAUGUUGAACUAAGUCAAUCAAAGGCCAGAGAAAUAUAUAGAGAAAUAAUAGUCAUAAUGUGGAAACUCUAUAAUAAAUGCAAAUUGGUCCAUGCUGAUUUAUCAGAAUUUAACAUGCUCUUCCACAAUGGGCAGAUAUUUGUAAUAGAUGUUUCUCAAUCAGUAGAACAUGACCAUCCACAUGCCUUGGAGUUUUUAAGAAAAGAUUGUACCAAUAUUACUGACUACUUCAGAAAAAGAGAAGUUGCUACCUUGGGAAUUAAAGAACUUUUUGAUUUUAUUACUGAUCCCAGUAUAACAGAAAACAAUAUGGAAGAAUGUUUAGACACAUUGGCUGAAAAGGCUGGUGAGAAAACAGAACUUACAUCAAAUGAACAGGUAGAUGAAGAAGUUUUUAAACAAGCAUAUAUUCCAAAACGUUUAACCGAAGUCAUCGACUUUGAAAGAGACAUAAAUCAAGCCAAAGCCGGCUUGGCUGAUAAUCUAGUAUAUAAAACAUUAGUAGGUCUUAAGUCUGAUCUUAGUGGUACAAUACAAACUCCCGAAAUACUAAAUAGCAAUGAAAAUCAAUCGGACAGCGGAGAAAAUAGUGAAUCAGGUUCGGAUUCUGACGAUUCUGAUGAUGAAAGUAAAUUUAAGGAUUGUUCGAGACCAAAACACGAAACUUUAGAAGAAAAAAAGUUUAGGAAAAAGGCAGUUAAAGAGGCUCAAGCGGAAAAACGGAAGACCAAGGUCAAAAAGCAUAUUAAAAAGAGGAAAGAGAAAGUUUCUUCUAAAAAAUAAUAACAAUUUUUUUUGUGAAAAAUAAUUAUUUAAUAAAGAUAUGUCUUGUUUAA